Macrosiphum euphorbiae (potato aphid) is the source of this 3195-nucleotide messenger RNA. Lineage: Eukaryota; Metazoa; Arthropoda; Insecta; Hemiptera; Aphididae. The record is from the annotation of a GenBank genome assembly.
AUGCCGAGACGACGGAACGGAGAGAUACCGUUGCCCGACGGUUGGGAUUUCGCUAGAGACUACGACGGCAAAGUGUACUUCAUCGACCACAAUUCCAAAAAGACCACUUGGAUCGACCCCAGAGACAGGUACACCAAACCACAAUCGUUUGCCGAUUGUAUUGGUAAUGAAUUGCCUCUUGGAUGGGAAGAGGCCAUCGAUCCAGUUAUCGGAGUCUAUUAUAUCAACCAUUUCAACCAAUGCACCCAAUUGGAAGACCCAAGGUUGGAAUGGAGAGCCGUCCAGGAAGCUAUGUUGAGAGAUUACCUUCAUACAGCCCAAGACGUCUUAGAAGCGAAAAAAGAAAUUUACGACAUAAAACAGCAACGGUUGUAUUUAGCUCAAGACGAAUACAAUCACCUCAACAAUGCUCUGUCGACAUUAAACACGUCUAGAACUAGUCUCUGUUCGAGCACCAGUAAUAUAAGUACAAAAUAUGAUCCCGAUUUGCUCAAGUCAGACGUCGCUCACGCCCGGGAAAGAGUUACCAGGUUGAAACGCGAAUUGGAACAGAUCGGCGUCGAGAUGUCGUGCACGCGACGCGGAGUCGAGACCCUCUCAAACGUGGAACAAAAACUGUCGAACGACGGAAGCCGUUACAACGUGGUCGAGGCUCAAGCGAUCGUCACCGAGCUGCGAGAGAUCCAACAGUCGCUGAGUUCCGGACAACGCGAGCGCACCGGCCUGAUGCAUUCGCUGGCCAAGUUGAAAGACGAUCUGACGCGACUGCAGCUGUGUUCCGCCACCGACGAUCCCGAUCUGCAGACGCAGCAUUCGUCGUCCACUCAGCUCAGCGACAAGCUCAGCACGGCUUCGCAGACGGACUUGUCCGGCGAGUUGAUGCCCAUGGGCACGAGACUCGCCGAAAUGGCGCGCAUGCGUCUCGAGUACGACGAGGCGCGAAAGCGCAUACAAAACAUACAGCAACAGUUGGCCGAUCUCGAAGAAAAAGUGAUGCCCGGCCAAGAGGAGUCGGACAAGGACCGACUGCUGCUGUUCCAGGAGAAGGAACAGCUGCUCAGGGAGCUCAGGAGCAUAACGCCCCGCUCGAGAAGUCACAGGGAGAUGGACGACAUUCAGGGGGAGAUCAAAAAACUUGAACAGGACCUGAACAACGCGUUGGAAAUGUCCAACAGAGCCAUCACCGACAGGUUGAGAUUGCACGAGGAAAAACAGCUGCUGUUGCAACAGCUCAAGGAAGCGUUGCGGUCGAUGACGCAACUGGAAUCGCAACUGAAAACGCUGUCGGCGUCCACCCUGUCGGUGAGUUCAAGCUCGAGUCUGGGCUCGUUGUCCACGACCAGCAGCAAGGGUUCGCUGAGCAGUGGUCUCAGUUUCACCGACAUCUAUGGCGGGCCUCAAUGUCUCGCCCCGGCUACAUACGACCGGCCCAUCGACAUGGCUGACUUGCACAAGAGAGUUGAGAGGCUUUUGCAAAAUGACAUUCAACCUCCGGCAUAUGAGAACCCAGGUGAAUCGUCCGGUUCUGUUCCCAACGUCGCCGGUAGCGUGACAUACUCCAGAAGCUGUCGACCAACAAGCCCUCCUCUCUCACCCAUAUCUGAGACCCCGCCCAGGAGCGUGUCGGCUGCGGUCAGUGACGAGUCGGUUGCCGGUGAUUCUGGCGUGUUCGAAGCCAGUCACAAGUCUAAUUUCAGUGCAGAAACUUCCCAAGUUCAAAUCAAGCUGAAGUACUCGAUUGCUGAGCAAGUGUUACAUGUUUGUAUUGAGAGAUUGCGCAAUGUAGUAGCACUGUCUAUAGCGGAAUCAUGGCAAUUAUACAUUAAAAUUGUAUUGUUGCCGAGCAGUUCAAAUACUUCACUAAGUGGUUGUACAAAGCCUAUAUCGGAUCUGUCAAAACCCAGAUUCGGCGAUAGUUUUGACUUUAAUUUGCCAUCCAACAAGUUAUGUACAAAAACAUUACAGGUCAACGUAUGGGGAUUAGGUCCUGAUGAUAUAACUGAGUGUUUGGCAUGUGCUCAAGUGAGUUUGGCUGAAUUUAAUGAGACUGAGAACAACUCUUGGUGCAAAUGGUAUAACCUGUUGAGUCUGAAAUGCAUGCAUAAUGGUGGUUCUCUACCUUCUAUCUUGCUCAAGGAUGAUGGCGGUGGUUCUGACGAUUCCACUAUAAUAUCAUCUCAAACUUCAACCCUUACACGCAACCAAGGUUGUUUAGAAGAAAACGAAGCAAAAUUUAUUAAUGUAGAUAAUUUAAAUGAGAACGAAGUUGAAUAUGACGAUGGUGAUUCAGAUGACAGUGUGAGUGACGACGAUGAUGACGAUGAAGAAGAUGACGAUAUUGAAGUUUAUCAGCUGGUUAAUGAAAAGAAAGAAUUAGAACAAGUAUUGGAAAUUCCUAGCAAGGAAAACGAUACAGAAGAUAAAGAAACCAAUACAGAAUGUGCCUUUGGUGGUAGCAACGGGGAAAAUACCAGAGUACCUACAAUAGUCAUCAAAAGGUCACAAACAUUUUCACCUACAGCCAAAAACCAGUAUAUCUGUAAACUAAAUCGCAGUGAUAGUGAUAGUGCCAUGAACCUGUACAGACGACACAUAUCGUCAAGUGCUAGUAUGAAAGGCAUUGGUGGCAGUAAUGCUGAUAUAGCAUUCCGUCGCAACUGCUUGGAACGUCGUUCAUUGCGACUAGGACGAGCGCCUGGCACAUCACCUAGUAGAUGUAUGCCUGCUGUGAAUGGUACAUCUUGGUGUCGCCCACCAAGGACGUCUAUUGAUCUAGAGCUUGAUAGACAAGCACAGCAUGCUAGGUUGUUAUCGCUAAAUGAUGAAAUAUCUAGGCUUAGACAACUGAAAAAUACACUGGAAAUAGCCAAAGAAACCGGUGACACCGACGUGGCUGCUUGGGUUUUGGAAGACGAAGAAUUCCAAAAUCUCGUUAAGGAGGCUGGAGACAAGACCCUUGAUGAAAAGAAAGUAGAACGACGGCUGAAGAGGGCGUCACAAAAAUUGUACAAUUUAAGAAAAAGUAAAGCCGGCCAAGGAAAACCUGACAUUAUUUCAUUCAAAGAAAAAAUGGCAUUCUUUACUCGACCUGGCGUUUCAGUACCUGUUCCCCCUACCAAAUCUUCACAAGACCCAAAGUCUACAGAAACACGGUAUCAAUACACUGUGGACAGGGUAUUUGGAGUAGAGGUUUAG